AUGGCUGCUCCCGCUCAAAAGUUCAAGGUCGCUGACAUAUCCCUCGCCGCCUUUGGCCGCAAGGAGAUUGAGCUUGCCGAGAACGAAAUGCCCGGCCUCAUGGCCACCCGCAAGAAGUACGCCGCCGACCAGCCGCUCAAGGGCGCUCGCAUCGCCGGCUGCCUCCACAUGACCAUCCAGACCGCUGUCCUCAUCGAGACCUUGACUGCUCUGGGGGCCGAAGUCACCUGGACCAGCUGCAACAUCUUCAGCACCCAGGACCACGCCGCCGCCGCCAUUGCGGCCGCCGGCGUCCCCGUCUUCGCCUGGAAGGGCGAGACGGAAGACGAGUACAACUGGUGCCUGGAGCAGCAGCUCGUCGCCUUCAAGGAUGGCGCCAAGCUCAACCUGAUCCUCGACGACGGCGGUGACCUCACCAGCCUCGUCCACUCCAAGUACCCCGACAUGCUCAAGGGCUGCUACGGUGUCUCGGAGGAGACCACCACCGGCGUCCACCACCUGUACCGCAUGCUCAAGGACAAGAAGCUUCUCGUCCCCGCCAUCAACGUCAACGACAGCGUCACCAAGUCCAAGUUUGACAACCUGUACGGCUGCCGCGAGUCCCUCAUUGACGGCAUCAAGCGCGCUACCGACGUCAUGGUGGCUGGCAAGGUCGCCGUCGUUGCCGGUUUCGGUGACGUCGGCAAGGGCUGCGCCGAAGCUCUCCACGGCAUGGGUGCCCGCGUCCUCGUCACCGAGAUUGACCCCAUCAACGCCCUCCAGGCUGCCAUGGCCGGGUACCAAGUCACCACCAUGGAGAAGGCUGCCAAGAUUGGUCAGAUCUUCGUCACCACCACUGGUUGCCGCGACAUCCUGACUGGCGAGCACUUCGAGGUCAUGCCCAACGACGCCAUUGUUUGCAACAUUGGGCACUUUGACAUUGAAAUUGACGUUGCCUGGCUCAAGGCCAACGCUCAGUCCGUCCAGAACAUCAAGCCCCAGGUCGACCGAUUCUUGAUGAAGAAUGGCCGCCACAUCAUCUUGCUCGCCGAGGGUCGCCUCGUCAACCUCGGCUGCGCCACUGGCCACUCUUCCUUUGUCAUGUCCUGCUCCUUCACCAACCAAGUCCUGGCUCAAAUCAUGCUUUUCAAGGCCAGCGACGAGGCAUUCAGCAAGAAGUACGCCGAGUUUGCCAGAACCAGCAAGCUCGAUGUCGGCGUUUACGUCCUGCCCAAGAUUCUGGACGAGGAGGUUGCCCGUCUCCACCUUGACCACGUCCAGGCUGAGCUCAGCACCCUCACCAAGGUCCAAGCUGACUAUCUCGGCCUUGCUGCGGAGGGUCCUUACAAGAGCGAUAUCUACCGUUACUAA
Messenger RNA from Ustilaginoidea virens, 1350 nucleotides. RefSeq lists its product as uncharacterized. Lineage: Eukaryota; Fungi; Ascomycota; Sordariomycetes; Hypocreales; Clavicipitaceae. The record is from RefSeq and is a predicted model, not a curated record. Gene Ontology annotation, cellular component: cytosol. Gene Ontology annotation, biological process: L-methionine cycle. Gene Ontology annotation, molecular function: adenosylhomocysteinase activity. The coding region runs from base 1 to 1350 and encodes 449 amino acids. The transcript has a single exon.